Molecule: messenger RNA, 2492 nt
Organism: Porites evermanni
Lineage: Eukaryota; Metazoa; Cnidaria; Anthozoa; Scleractinia; Poritidae
Source: the annotation of a GenBank genome assembly
AUGUCACUCUUACCUACAACUGACAACACAGUAACUGAUGAUGAUGCGAAUGACUUGAUGAAUUCACCGUUUGAACCACUAGGAACCUGUUGUGACACUCAGGACCUGAAUGCUGAAUUGAGAAACCUUCAGAAAAAUUUUUCUUCAGAUCAAAGAGCAAAGUUGAAGAUAGACGAAGAAGAUCUUCUAAAUGACGCCAUGGCGUACUAUAAAGAUCAAGAUUUUGACCCAAGAAAGAAGCUACGAAUCGUGUAUAGUGGACAGCCAGCGACAGACACUGGGGGGGUCAUCCGUCAAUUUUACACACAACUACUGAAAGUGAUUGCAGACACCUUUUUUCAGGGUGAUACAUACCGAAGUCCAGUUUAUAACUGUGAUAUGGUUGCAUCAGGUGUAAUGAAGCUGGUGGGAACAAUCAUCGUACACAGUGUGCUACAGGGAGGACCCGGGUUUCCCAUAUUCAGCCCGGGAGUCUACAAUUACCUGGCCAAAGGUAAAUUAAACGAAGUCGUGAAAGCAAUCACCAUAAAAGACUGCUCAUCUCACAAUUGGAACAUUUCAUAACCAAGGUAAUGGAAAACAAAACCUACAUUUAACUUUGUUAAAAUAUUUUAACAAAGUAUCUGGAGACUAUGCUAAUGAACUCUUACUCUGAGCAAACACCUAUAAUGCUAACCAGAGGAUAGUGAUUGAGUUGGCCUGGCAAGCUGUUAAGUAUAUGGGAAGAGUUUUUCAUUGUGUGGGAAAGUGCCCUAUUCUAGUGCAGUUAUAUAAUAAUGACAUGGAAGGGAAAAAUAUUUUGCUUAUCAAAAUAGGAGCUAUGGAGUUCUGUUUCUGACCUCUCCUGUCAGGUGCAUAGUUAGGCUAGUUGAGUAAUGUUAAGAAGAUAUACAGCUGCAUUUAUUUGCUUCCAGUUAUAGAAGAUGUGACAAAACAUCUGAAAGCUGUCCAGUCUAGGGCCCUCACAUUUUAUAUGUUCCCUAAUACUAAUACUGAAUGAAGGCAGUAUCAAAAGGAUAUGUGAAACUUUUUACCACAAACGUAUGUUUUUUUUUUGUUAAUUUUUUUUUCUUUUUUUUUAAGGUUGCAGAAGUUGCUGAUGUAUCUGAACUUGACAAAGAGGAGACGACCAGUGUUCUCUCAGAGAGUGGACUUCCCAUGACAUUAACUGUAAGUUUGUAAAUGUUGUGAUGGCAUUAUUGGGUCAGUCAAGGUUUCUGGGAUUCUGACCACCUUCCCCUCCCCUAACCUAACAUUUUGCCUUAAGUGAGAAGUUAGUGUUAACGUUGGGUUAGGGGAGGGGUAGGUGGGCAGUUUCCCAGAAACCUUAACUGAUCCGCUUUAUUUUUAACAGCAUAUUAUUAACAAUAGUGAAAACUCGAUAUUGAUAGAAAAGUAUUUUAAAACUUACACACUCAAUGUCUGAUCAGGAGAGAAGCCAUUCAAAAGCACUUUCAAGCUUGCUCGACAGUGAAGUGAAAUUCACAAAUAAUAAAAAAAAAACCACCAAACAGUUUAAAAGAAGAGAAGCAAAAAUAAAUAUUUUUUUAGAUCAGGCCCCAGUUGCUCAAAAGGUGAUUAACCGCAUCCACUGGUUAAAUCACCAUCCAGUGAAUAAAUAAACAGUGAGAAACAGAUUAAAAAUAAGUAUUCUAUACAACAAAAUAAAUUUAAAAAUAUCUAAAAUACAGAUCCUUACAAGUUACAUAAAUUGGAUAAAACGACAACUAAUUAAAAAUAAUUUUCAAAUACCUAAAAUCUGAAUCAUUGUUAUAAAUAAAAGAGCAGUCUUUUUUGAAAUUGAUGCCCCUUAUGACACCUUUUUAAAGGUGUCAUAAAAUUAUUUUAAAUUAAUUAUUAAAAUUAUUGUGGACUGCACUAUCCAUCAUUUGACCAGCUUGGGACAGAUGCAUAUGUUUUCAUGAAGAGAACGGAUUUACCUGCAUGUACAUCCAAAUGUUGCAAUCUCCUUCUCAAGGAUAUUGUUACCUACAACUACAACUUACAGGUCGUUGACCAGUUUCUUACUGUAUUAUUGUUGUUCUGUGAAUGUCUUUCAGAAUGAUAACAAAAUGCGAGUCAUCCAAAGCCUUAUUGUACAUGAUGCCAUUGGAAAGCCCAAAAUACUUUUAGAUCAACUAAGGGAAGGGCUUCAGACUCUGGGAUUCGUGCCCAGAAUGCAAGUAUAUCCUGAGCUUUUAAAAGAGCUAUUUGUGGCAGGAGAAAAGGAAAUGAAGGGUUCUGACAUCAAGGAAAUAUUGAUGUUUCCAUCAGAGAUGAGUGAUGCUGAAAAAACCGUCAUGGAGCACAUGACUGAGUUCAUAGUUGGUGCAAAACCAGAUAUUCUAAAGGCAUUCCUCACCUUUGCUACUGGGGCACCCUGCUUACCAGAGUUUGGUUUAGGAAGGAUCAGGAUCGAAUUUGAGGAUGCUGGUUCCAUUUUUUUCCUCUACUUGUACAAAGAAUGUAACCUUGCCAAGAAAUUUCCCUGA